AUGCAUCGGCGUGCACUAGAGGGGUGCGAGAAGAUUCUUGGACCAGACCACCCAAACACCCUAACAAUUGUUAGCAACAUGGCUUCCAUUCUCCAAGACCAAGGAAAGCACAAUGAAUCGGAGACGAUGAAUCGGCGUGCACUAGAGGAGCGCCAGAAGUUUCUUGGACCGGACCACCCAGAAACCCUAAUAAGU
Molecule: messenger RNA, 195 nt
Organism: Tuber aestivum (summer truffle)
Lineage: Eukaryota; Fungi; Ascomycota; Pezizomycetes; Pezizales; Tuberaceae
Source: the annotation of a GenBank genome assembly